Messenger RNA from Scheffersomyces coipomensis, 4047 nucleotides. RefSeq names its product tyrosine protein kinase (gene SWE1). Gene Ontology annotation, molecular function: protein tyrosine kinase activity; ATP binding. Gene Ontology annotation, cellular component: nucleus; cytoplasm. Bases 1 to 4047 code for a protein of 1348 amino acids. The record is from RefSeq and is a predicted model, not a curated record. The transcript has a single exon. Lineage: Eukaryota; Fungi; Ascomycota; Pichiomycetes; Serinales; Debaryomycetaceae. Gene Ontology annotation, biological process: protein phosphorylation; negative regulation of G2/MI transition of meiotic cell cycle.
AUGAGUUAUCAGCAUCGCCCGCCAUCAUCUUCUGCGGGUGCAAGCUCAGGAACUAAUGAUGUUAAUUCCACUUCAAACCACCCUUCCUCCUCCUCAUCAUCAUUUGAAGAUCAAAACAUAACUCAUAAUAGUAAUGUUGACAGUUCAUCAUCAUCAACCAAUAAUCAUUUCAAUACGAGUCAGGAUAUAUCAACAUCAACUGUUACUCCUAAAUUACGUAAAUCCCAUUCUCGAAAACCAACCUUAUCAAGUAAUAAACAACCAUCUCCAUCUAUAUUCAUCAAUAAUAGUCAAUUGGAUUAUUUCACCAAUAAUCAUUUUUCAAGAUCGUUCAAUAGUUUGAUCUUGGAUGAUAUCAAACAAGAAUUAAAUGAUGAUAGAACUCAUCAUCAUCAUAGUCAUAAUACAUCUACUGAGUCUAAUAUAUCGAAUUCAUCUCGGAAAAAGAUAAAUAAAUCACCUCCUUUCAAUGUUAAACAAGUUUAUUAUGAUGACCAUAUAGAUUCAUAUUUGGAUGAUACAGUACCUGAUGUAAAUGAUAACGAUAAUGAUAAUAAUGACGAUUUCAAUAUGACUGAUGAUGAAGGUGAUCAUGAAGAUAAUGAUGAAGAUGAUGAAUUAUCCCAAUAUACCAGUCCCACAUUAAAUAUAUUAAAGCCAAAGAGGAUUCGAAAAACUAAUCAUAAAGCAAAACGACUGGAAGAUUUCAUUUCUGAAAGUGAAGAUAAUCAAUCUAAAUCUCAACAAUCAUCUAUAAAACGUUCAUCUAAAUUUUUAAAUCUUUCCAUUGAUUCUAAUUUAAAAUCAUUAAAUAACAACAACACCAAUAGUGAUAAUACCGUCAUUAUAGGUAAUAAUUUCCAUAGUAGUCAAAAACAUAAUCAUCAUGAAGAUAUUGAUUGUAUAAGUGAUUUAAAUGAAAUUGAUUCAUCUAUAAUAUCAAAAAGUAGAGAACAAACUCCAAUUGAAGUGUUAAGUCCUAUUAUAAGGAAAACUCCCAAUAAACAUGGAUCAUCAACAGUUUCCAUAUCAUCAUUAAAUACUAGUACCGUUAAUAAAUUCAAACGACCUCAUAAAUUAAUAAGUCAAUCACCUACUCCAUCACCAUCAUCUAAUAAAGUGAUUAAUAAUCCAAAAUCAUUCUUAUACCCAUUUAAUCGUUCACCUGAUCAUCUCAAGCAUAAAAAUACAAGUGAAGAAUUAUUACCUAUAACAACUGAUGAUUCUCAACUACCAAUACAGUCACAAUCACAACAACAAACGAAUUUAUAUUCUCCAUCAAGAUUAGGCUUAAAGGCGUUUAAAAUGUUUAAGAAUGCUAAUAAAGAUGCUAUAAAAUCACCUAAUAGAAUAUCAACUACUCCUGAAAGAAUAAGGCCGACUUCAAGUUCUAUAUUUGAUAAAAGUACAAAUCAACAUAAUAAUACUCAAAUCACAUAUUCUAAAUUAAGGAAGACAUCUGUACCAGUUUUCAAUACUCAUUCACCAUUUGAAAAACCAAAUUCUUCUUCAUCACCUAUAAGUGGAGGCGGAAAUGCUAAUUUUGAAUAUUAUAAUGUGGAUGAUAUCGAUAUAGAUAUUGAUAUUGAUAGUCCUUCUAAAGGAAGAAAAUUAUCUGCAUCAUCUGGUGGGAAUCCAAUUAUCAUUUAUCAAGAUAAUAAUAAUAAUGAAAGUAGUAGACGAACAUUCCCCAUUCAAAAACAUAAUUCUGGAUCAAUUUAUCAACAAUUACAAAUACCUCCUCCUCAACCAGUAAUAUCAGUAGCACCAAUUCCCACACAACAACAGCAAGUGCAAGUUCCAAUACUGACGAUUCCUCAUCUGAAUUCUGAUUUAUUUGAUGAUAAAGAAAACAAAGCUUCUUAUAAAUUUGUUAAACCAUUACAAGCUGCAUUUAAAUCUGCUGGAUUAUUAAAGAAGAAUAGUAUAGAACCAACCAAGAAAAAACUACCUCCCGAAACUCCUAUGAAGAAGAAUCCAUUAAUGAUGAUAAAUACUAAUACUAUGCAUACUAAUAAUGGAGAUAAUCAUGAAAUUAAAUUAAGUGCCACGACAACUACGAAUUCAGGAACGAAUACGAAUACGAAUAAUAAUAUGCAAUAUCUCAAACUUCCUGGAGGUGGGGUUAAUAAAUCAAGUCUUUCAAAUAUCAUUUCUUCAGCUCAUGAUGAUUCGAUUGAAGACCUGGAAAUGUCGAUUGAAGUAGGAAGAAAUCACAAUGGAUCAUUUAUGAGUGAUGCUAAUUCUACUACAGCAAGUUUCUUUAGAAUUCCAUCUUCAAAUAGUGGAUCAAGUAGUAAACCUAAAGUUGUGGUUCAAAUUCCUCCAACUAUUUCAACAUCUCAAUCAUCAAGAAGUAAAAUUAUGGAUUGUGCAAAUUCAAAUUCAUCUAGUUCAAGUCAUCAAAAUAUUCUUGAUUUAGAUAUUGAAUUAAGUUCUGAUGCAGAAUUAAGUAUCCCUGAAACCCCUACUAAAGCAGUUAAACAUUCACAUUCAACUCCAUCUCAUUUCAGUCCUAUUCAAUUAAAUCAUCAUCAUCAUCAUCACCAGUCAGACAAUACUAUCAGGAGUAAUCCAGUAUUAACAUUGAAUACCACCAAAAGUUCAUUCAGUUCCAAUGAUUCUCAAGAACCAUGUACUCCUAUCAAUCCAUUAUUUUUCAAACUUGGAGGUGUGGGUGGUAAGUCCACCACAACCACAAGUCAUGGACAAAGUAUGGGUAAAAGAGGUCAAGAACAUACUAAGACAUUAUCAUCAUCGAUUCAAGAUGAUGAUGAUGAAGGUGAAGAUGAUUUAACCCUUACUCAUAGUCAACCUCCACCUCCACAUCAUCAUUAUCAUCCUCAUCAUUUACCUGAUAUUGAAAGUCAACUUCAACAACAUGAAUUAGAUGAGGCGGAAUUACUUAAACCUUCUAAAAUUGACGAUCAUUUAGUAGAGAAGUUUGGUAUGAAGAAUAUUAAAUAUCUUGGUAGUGGAGAAUUUUCCGUUGCAUUUGAAUGUUUAUUUCAACAAGAGAAAUUUGCUAUAAAGAGAAGUAAGAAAGCUAUGAUUGGUAAGAAUGAAAGAAAACAAAUCUUACGAGAAAUUGAAGCUUUAAGAUAUCUUACCUCUGUUAAAGAUGAUGAAUUUGAAGAAGAGAAGGAAAGAGAAGAAGGUAAAGAAUAUUUGAUUUAUUUCAUUGAAGCUUGGGAAUUUAAUAAUUACUUUUAUAUUAUGACGGAAUAUUGUGAUAAUGGUACGUUAUAUAAAUUCUUGGAAGAUAAUAAGACUUAUAAGAUUGAUGAAUUUAGAAUUUGGAAGAUUUUAAUUGAGAUUUUAAAUGGAUUAAAUUUUAUGCAUCAAAAGAAUUAUUUACAUUUAGAUUUAAAACCGGAAAAUAUCUUUAUAAAUUUUGAAGGGUCAUUAAAGAUUGGAGAUUUUGGAUUAGCUACUAAAUUACCUAUCCUUGAAAAAGAUUUUGAUUUAGAAGGAGAUCGGAAUUAUAUUGCACCUGAAUUAAUUAAUGAAAAAAUUUAUACUCCAUUUGCUGAUAUUUUCAGUGUGGGAUUAAUAAUAUUAGAAAUUGCUGCAAAUAUUAUUUUACCUGAAAAUGGAACCCCAUGGAGAAAAUUAAGAAGUGGAGAUUUAAGUGAUGCUGGGAAAUUACUGAGUGAUAAUUUAAGUAUAUUUUUACAAAAUCAGAAUAAUUAUUCUUCAACUACCACUACAUCAUAUAAAUCAAUUUUAUCAAUGGGGACUACUGCUAAUAAGAAUACUUCUAAUAAUUCGAAUAAUAAUAAUAAUAAUAAUAAUAAUACUGGUGGUAGUACUAGGUAUGUUCCAAGUAUUGAAGAAUUAAUUCCAUUAGGAGCUCCUAAAUUUUUAGUAGAUGGAGAUUCGAUGAAUUUAGAUAAAUUAGUAAAUAAGAUGUUAAAACCUAAUCCAUUUGAUAGACCUAAUGCUAAGACUAUAUUAGAAAUGGAAGAAUGUUUAUUAAUUGAAAAUAGAAGAAAAGCAGGUGCAACUAUUUUUGAAGGUGAAUUCGGACCAAAUGAUGAUGAUUGA